UCCGUCUCGUCCUGCAGCUUCCGGGUGUGCGGCUGCGGCCAUUUUGAGUUUCGCUUCCUUGAGCUCCCGUCCGCCACCCAACCUUUCCGUCUGUGCGUUUCGCGCCUCCGUGAGGACCGCGGUCUCCGGAAACGCCGCCGCCGCUGCCGCGCGAGGGGUCUUCUCUAUGGUGGAGCGGUCUCACACGGACUAGAACGCCUCUUCCCCCGCCGGGAUGGACGUAGCCGCGGUCGCCACCGCUUGCGAAGGCCGCCGGGCCGUACGGGACAUCGCUCGCUGCGGAAGCCGCCGCUCUCUGGGCCUCCUCUGCCGGCGCGGGAAUCGGACUGCAGUACCCGCUUCAUGGCUGGGCAAGGCUGAGACUGUGUAGGCCUCGGAUCCUGCCCGCUCUGACGCUGCUGAGCUCCGUACUCUUGCCGGAAAAGCUGCCAAGGAAAGAAGAUGGAGACGGGAACACACAGGGCCCGGAAGUGGCCUGCCCCUCGGAUGGGCUCCUGGUUCCGGCUGCCCUUCCUUCGGCGAUCGCACGCCUGCUCCUCCGAGUACCCGACGCCUUCCUCUCGACAUAAUCCCGGGGACUCCGCACUGCCCGAGCCUCGGACCAGGUACUGGACCAAAUUACUUUCCCAGCUCCUUGCUCUGCUCCCUAGUUUACUCCAGAAGCUGCUUAUUUGGAGUCAGCUUUUCGGUGGCAUGAUUCCAACCAGAUGGCUAGAUUUUGCAGCAAGUUACAGCGCCCUGAGAGCUUUGAGAGGACGGGAGGAAUCUGCCGCUCCCACAGUGCAGAAAUCUUUGAGUUCACUGCGGCUAGACUCUUCUUCGGAAGACUUGGUUGUCAGUUCUCUUGAUUGGCUAGAGGAGGGAUUCCAAUGGCAGUGCUCGUCUUCAGACCUGGAGUUGCAACUCAAGGCCCAGAAAAGACCUUUAGACUCUACAGUGCACACAUUCCUUCUGGAGCAGCAACUGUGGGGAGUGGAGUUGCUGCCCAGUAGUCUUCAAGCCGGUCUAGUCUCCCACCGAGAACAUAGCUCUUCAUCCUCUGGGCCUCUGAGCACUCAGAGCUUAGGCAAUUUCAAGGUAGUUUCCUAUCUCCUGAACCCUUCCUACCUGGACUGCCUUCCCCAGUUAGAGCUACGCUGUCAGAACAGCGUUGGGGCUGGCCAACUUGUGGAUUUCCGAACACUACCCCCAGAGAGCUGCUACCUUUCUGAAGAUGGUUGUCACCCCCAGCCGUUGCGUGCAGAGAUGCCAGCAACCGCAUGGCGAAAGUGUCCACCUCUCUCUACAGAAGGCUUGCCGGAAAUCCACCACCUUCGAAUGAAACGGCUAGAAUUCCUUCAGGCUAACAAAGGGCAAGAGUUACCCACCCCUGACCAAGAUAAUGGCUAUCAUAGCCUAGAGGAGGAACACAACCUUCUCCGUAUGGACCUACAACAUUGCACAGAUAACCCAGCACAGGGGGUGGCCCUUGCUGGAGUCAGCCCGCAGCCAAUUAAGAAAAAACUAGAAUUGGCGAUUGAAGAAGUUUCACAGAGCCCCCAGGGAAGCAGUCUGUCUUGCAAGUUACCUGUGGAAAAAGAAUGUGAAGAGGACCACACUGAUGUAAUUGACUACUCAGAUAUAGGGGAUGACCUUCCUGUUUCUACCAGACCAGUUUGUAGCAACAAACUGAUAGAUUAUAUUUUGGGAGGUGCCUCCAGUGACUUGGACACCAGCUCUGAUUCUGAAAGUGAGGGUUGGGAUGAGGAACCUGAGGAUGAUGGUUUCAAUAGUGAUGGCUCCCUGUCUGAAUCAGACAAGGAGCAGGACUCUGAAGGGCUUCACCUUUGGAACUCUUUCUACAGUGUAGAUCCUUACAACCCACAAAACUUUACAGCCACAAUUCAGACUGCUGCCAGAAUUGCCCCCAGAGACCCGGCUGAUUCAGUGAAGUCCUGGUCUGCCAACUCUUACGUAGGGAGUUCUCAGGCGGAACCCCUUCCCGGGACCCCUGACCAUAGUUCUGGGGAGGAGGAUGACUGGGAAUCCAGUGCAGAUGAAGCAGAGAGUCUUAGACUGUGGAACUCUUUCUGUAAUUCUGAGGACCCCUACAACCUUUUAAAUUUUAAGGCUCCUUUUCAGACGUCAGGGAAGAACUGGAAAGGCUGUCAGGACUCAAAGGCAUCUUCUGAGGUCACAGUGGCUUUUUCUGGGCAUCAUACCUUACUUUCUUGUAAGGCACAACUGUUAGAGAGCCAAGAAGAUAAUUGUCCAGGCUGUGGGCUGGGUGAGGCUCUUUCUGGAGAAAGAUACACUCAUAUCAAGAGAAAAAAGGUAACCUUCCUUGAAGAAGUUACUGAGUAUUAUAUAAGUGGUGAUGAGGAUCGCAAAGGACCAUGGGAAGAAUUUGCAAGGGAUGGAUGCAGGUUCCAGAAACGAAUUCAAGAAACAGAAGUUGCCAUUGGCUACUGCUUGACUUUUGAGCACCGAGAAAGAAUGUUUAGUAGACCAGGAAUAUGUGUCAAAGGACUUACUGUUGUACAGCAAUGCUAAGCCGAGUGAACAGCCUGCAACCCUCACCCACUCUAUCUCUUACUUGAGAGCUUUUUCUUAAAAACAAACACUGGCAGCUGUCCUUGGACAUGUUUUUAAAGUAACAGCUUGUAUCUAGCAAUGUAGUUUAAUUAUUUUUGGUAAUGUGUUUAAUUAGAAACACCAACUCCGAUAAUGAAGGAUCUCUAAUCUUUAAUCCUCUCUUUUCCUAUUUAGUUGGAUGUGGGUUUUGUCUUUUUGAGAGGGUCUCACUGCAUAGUUCUGGUUGGCUUAGGUCUAUAUAUGUAGACCAGGUUGGCCUUGAAAUCGAUACCUUCUUGCCUCUGUUUCCUGUGCCACCAUGCCCAGCUGGAAGUGUUUUUAAAUAUCCUCUGCUUACCUGGGGUGAGAGGUUAAUUUUGCACUUUCAAAACAUUUCUUCUGGAGGCAGAGGCCGGUCUGGUCAUACGAGCUUCAGGCCAGCUAGGCUAUGUGGUGAGAUCCAGUCUUAGAGGACAAACAGAACAAAACAAAACAGUCAGGUUACUGUGAAGACUGAGGGAGAAGGAUAGAAAGUUCCAGGUCUUCCUGGAACUCAGUGAACUCAAUGAACUCAAGGCCAGUGUGGGGAGUUUAACAAGACCUUUUUAUUUUAAAUUCAGAAUGGAAAAGGAGGCUGGGGCUAUAGCUUGGUAGCAGAGGGCCUCUUGUCUACAUGUGCAAGGUUCAGUCCCCAGUACUGCAAAAGAAAGAAAAAACAUUGUCUUGGAUAACUAUAAGGUUUGAGCCUCAUAUUCAGUUCUAACUCAGAUUAUGCAUACUUAUCUAAAAUCUUUGGGUCCUUGUAUGCUUUUUCUGUUCUAAAAUUAAUGGGCCUUGUAUUUGUUUUCUUAUAUAUGUAUGUCUGUGUUAUAUUUUGAGGUGGGGGAUUGAGCUCAUGACAUUCUUCCUGCUUCAACCUGGUGUUGAGCUAUGCUUGUAUUUUUUGG
Grammomys surdaster is the source of this 3500-nucleotide messenger RNA. RefSeq names its product protein phosphatase 1 regulatory subunit 15B (gene Ppp1r15b). Gene Ontology annotation, biological process: response to endoplasmic reticulum stress. Lineage: Eukaryota; Metazoa; Chordata; Mammalia; Rodentia; Muridae. Gene Ontology annotation, cellular component: protein phosphatase type 1 complex; endoplasmic reticulum. The record is from RefSeq and is a predicted model, not a curated record. Gene Ontology annotation, molecular function: protein phosphatase regulator activity.